Molecule: messenger RNA, 792 nt
Organism: Geodia barretti
Lineage: Eukaryota; Metazoa; Porifera; Demospongiae; Tetractinellida; Geodiidae
Source: the annotation of a GenBank genome assembly
AUGGAUGCACAAACGAUUAAAACGCUCGCCGACCGGUUGAUCGCCGCGGAAGAAAGCCGCGAGCCGGUUGAGGUACUGACGAUUGACCAUCCGGACAUGACGGUCGCGGACGGCUAUCGGGUGCAACUCGCCAUUGCCGACAAAAGGACGGCGCGCGGAGACCGGGUAGUCGGCAAGAAAAUCGGCCUCACCAGCCGGGCGAAUCAGGAAGUCUUUGGCGUACACGAACCGGUUUGCGGGCAGCUCAUGGGCCAAGGCGUUUAUAUGGAAGGAACGCCGGUCGACACGGCGUCGCUGAUCCAGCCGAUCAUUGAAUGCGAGAUCACCUUUGUGAUGUGCCGGCGUAUCGAAGGGCCCGGGGUGACGGUGCCGCAGGUGCUGCGCAGCACGGAGGGUAUCAUGCCGUCGCUGGAACUCGGCGAUUCGCGCAUGCGCGACUGGAUCGGCCGCGCCAAGGUGGCUGACAUUUUGGCGGAUAGCUGCGGCACCGCCGGCAUUAUCGUGGGCGGCGAGCUUCAUUCGGUCAAGAAUUUCGACAUGCGCUACACGGGAAUGGUGGUCGAGAAGAACGGCGACAUUAUUGCCACCGGCGCGGCGGGCGCGGUGAUGGGCAAUCCCGCGCAAGCGGUCGCCUGGCUGGCCAACAAACUCGCCGAGUUCGAUCUGGCGAUCGAGGAGGGCGACAUGGUACUCGCCGGCGCCCUGACCGGCGCCGUGCGCAUGGCGUCCGGCGAUGUACUCAAGGCGACAUUCGGCGGCGGCUUGGGACCGGUUGGCGUGAAUUUUGCGUAG